GUUCAAACUUUUUGUCUGCGAAAGCCUUGGCGGCUUUACAUUUCAUCUCCUUCACUUUCGGGGGAUUCUAAUUCUUCUCUCAGAUCUGAUAGCAAGAUCCUGAGAGUGAAGAAGAAGGGCUUGUUUAUGUAAACUUCUCACAGAUAAUUCCGGGUUUAUCACAGAAGAAAUACUUUUGAGAUAUGUUAUCUAUUCAUAAAAUGAACUGCUCAUGGACUUUGGUAGCAACAAUUGCUUCAAUUUUGGCAUUGGUUUCAGUAAUUCAUCUAUUCUUGUUUCCUUUGGCGCCUUCUUUGGAUUACUUUAGUCAAGCUCAGAGCUCUUGUGUCCCAGUUAAUGGAUCAUCACAAGCGCCAACCAAUGAUGUUAGGGAAGCUCUACAGCCAGUUGCUGAUUUAGAUCAUCGGUUUCCAGCUGGCUUGCACAAUGAGGUUGUCUAUCACAGUGCGCCAUGGAAGGCUGAGAUUGGGCGGUGGCUUUCUGGUUGUGAUUCGGUUGCUAAGGAAGUCAGCAUUGUUGAGAUGAUAGGUGGCAGUAACUGCAAAAACGACUGUAGUGGUCAAGGCGUUUGUAAUCAUGAAUUAGGACAAUGUCAGUGCUUUCAUGGAUAUACAGGAGAAGGAUGCUCUGAAAGACUGCAUUUGGGUUGCAACCUUCCACAAUCACCAGAACAACCAUAUGGGCGAUGGGUUGUCUCAAUUUGUCCUGCUUAUUGUGACACAACAAGAGCAAUGUGCUUCUGUGGAGAAGGCACAAAAUACCCAAAUCGUCCAGUGGCAGAGGCUUGUGGGUUUCAAUUUAAAUUGCCUUCUGAACCCGGUGCACCCAAACUGAGUGAUUGGACAAAACCUGACCUGGAUAAUAUCUUUACAACCAAUGGUAGCAAACCAGGAUGGUGUAAUGUUGACCCAGCUGAAGCAUAUGCUUCCAAGGUGAAAUUCAAAGAGGAAUGUGACUGCAAAUACGAUUGUACCUGGGGGCGUCUCUGUGAAACGCCUGUGCUAUGUACUUGCAUUAAUCAAUGCUCUGGACAUGGACAUUGCCGUGGUGGAUCCUGUCAGUGUGACAAUGGCUGGUACGGAAUAGAUUGCAGUAUUCCAUCUGUUAAAUCAUCUGUAAGAGAGUGGCCUCAAUGGCUUCGACCAGCUCAGGUUAAUGUUCCUGACAAUGCACACCUCACAGGGAAAGUCACCAAUCUCAAUGCUAUGGUGAAAAAGAGAAGACCCCUGAUAUAUGUUUAUGACUUGCCCCCAGGGUUCAACAGCCUUCUUCUUGAGGGCCGCCAUUUUAGAUUUGAGUGUGUAAACAGAUUAUAUGAUGACAAGAAUGCAACAUUGUGGACAGAUCAGCUCUAUGGUGCUCAGAUGGCACUCUAUGAAAGUAUCUUAGCUAGUCCAUAUCGAACAUUGAACGGUGAAGAAGCAGAUUUUUUCUUUGUUCCUGUCCUUGAUUCAUGCAUAAUAACUCGUGCUGAUGAUGCUCCUCACCUAAGCAUGCGGGAACAUAGAGGCUUGAGGAGUUCUCUCACUCUGGAAUUUUAUAAGCUGGCUUAUGAUCACAUUGUUGAGCAGCAUCCUUACUGGAAUCGUUCAUCAGGAAGAGACCAUAUUUGGUUUUUCUCAUGGGAUGAAGGUGCUUGCUAUGCCCCUAAGGAGAUAUGGAAUAGCAUGAUGUUGGUUCACUGGGGUAACACAAAUUCAAAGCAUAACCAUUCAACAACAGCCUAUUGGGCUGACAACUGGGACAGCAUUCCUUCCGAUAGAAGAGGCAACCACCCAUGCUUUGACCCUGAUAAAGAUCUUGUGCUCCCUGCUUGGAAACGUCCUGAUGGUGUUGCAUUAAGCUCAAAACUUUGGGCUAGGCCACGAGAGAAGCGAAAGGCACUGUUCUACUUCAAUGGAAAUCUAGGGCCAGCUUACCCAAAUGGAAGGCCAGAAGAUUCGUAUAGCAUGGGAAUCAGACAGAAAAUAGCAGAGGAGUUUGGAUCAAGCCCUAACAAGGAAGGGAAGCUUGGGAAACAGCAUGCGGAAGAUGUAAUUGUGACACCACUCCGUUCUGAAAAUUAUCAUGAGGCUUUAGCCAGUUCUGUAUUCUGUGGCGUAUUUCCUGGAGAUGGUUGGAGUGGACGUAUGGAAGACAGUAUUCUGCAAGGGUGCAUUCCUGUGGUCAUUCAGGAUGGGAUUUUCCUGCCAUAUGAGAAUGUGCUCAACUAUGAAAGCUUUGCUGUUCGGAUACGUGAAGAUGAAAUUCCAGAUUUGAUAAAGAUUCUCCGGGGAUUCAAUGAGACAGAAAUAGAAUACAAGCUCGCAAAUGUUCAGAAAAUCUGGCAGAGGUUCUUGUAUCGUGAUUCUAUGAUGCUCGAAGCUGACAGGCAAAAAACUGCUUUUGGUCACGUUGAGGAUUGGGCAGUUGAGUUGUUACAAUUAAUUGAGGAUGAUGUUUUUGCCACAUUUGUACAGGUUUUGCAUUAUAAGUUACAUAAUGACCCUUGGAGGCAACAUAUACGUCUAGAAAAAGAGUUUGGGUUACCUAGAGAAUGUUUGAUUGGAACCAAUUGAAGAGCUUUGGUCAAUUUAAGAGAUUGCUACAGCUGAAGAGCUUGUAAGGUAAAAAAAGAAAAAAAGAAAAGAAUAAGAAAACAUGAUCUCUCCUUAUUUUUUGUGUGUUCAGAAUCAGAUUCAAAGCACUCAAGGCUCGAACAGAUAGUAUUGCACAGUUAGACACCACCUGAAAGCUAAGUUCUCUGUUUGAUAUGCCAAUCUAAAGCCAAUUUUCUAAGCAAUGGGGGACACAUACAGAUUCUUUUUUCCCUUUCCAAAAUAAUGCAUACAUUUGAGAUAUAUUUCGACAUCUUGUUCCAGCUCAUUGUAGUUAGGAAAGUGUAAGAAUAGUCAUUAAUUUUUUUUCUUUUCUAGUUUAUGUUAGCAUUAAAGGAAGAAAAAUUAUGAAGUGGUGUACCGAAAGCUAAAGGAUGAUUUGUGAGUUGUGAUGUUUAUGGUGUUACCAGCGAAUUAUUUAUUUUUUUCUAUCUUAUAUUCCCAUUCCCUCUUC
Messenger RNA from Quercus lobata, 3051 nucleotides. Its product is annotated as exostosin family protein. The transcript is spliced from 16 exons. Lineage: Eukaryota; Viridiplantae; Streptophyta; Magnoliopsida; Fagales; Fagaceae. The record is from RefSeq and is a predicted model, not a curated record. Bases 183 to 2558 code for a protein of 791 amino acids. Gene Ontology annotation, molecular function: glycosyltransferase activity.